UCAGCGUCGUGUGAUUCGGCUGCAGACUCAGCGUCGCAGCCGCUGUACUUCAUGUCGGGACCUUCUGUGAACGAGCGCUUCCUGGUCAACCGCAAUACAAAAGCCGCACUAGGACCUUUCGACGGACGGAACGCGGCUGUCUUCCGCUUCCAAGGGGAUGAAUUUCUUGUCACUACCCUGGCACACUAUGUGCCUGCAUUCCCGUCCGCUCUCCGUCACCAGUUGUACCUCCGAGAAGACUACGGUUACGGCGAGGACGACUUCACGCGUUGGCCUCAGCAGUACAGUGCUCAGUACUGUCAUUUGGCUGCUAUACGCAGCCCCGACCCUGCCUCUGACGAAUUUGGCAUCGCGUGGUGGAAGAUGACCCCUGACGCUUUUGUCACCAAGUCAGGGGAUUCGACUCUUACACCUGGCCUGGGUCUCUUGCGCAGCGACAAAUGGGAGGCCCUCAAGUUGCUAGUGGGAUCGCUUUCCCACCGAGGCUCAACCAUGCAAGCACGACAAGGAGGUGCUGCUCCUCGCAUCCUCGCUGCACUUCUCGCUGCAAUUCAAUCGGGCCUUGAGCGACUGCGGUCUAUCCCUACCAAUCUGGCUCAGCUUACACUAUCAAUCGCACGGCUUCAGUUCGCUGUCCUGGAAACGGAUGCGAUCAUACAGUACAUGAACGUCUAUCACCCUCGUAUGCUCAAACCGGCAGCGCAGCCCACUUGCCUGGCACCGUGCAUUGGCGCGUAUACGUCGGAUCCCUCGGUGGCUCAACAGUUUCAUGCUGCCGGCCUUCCCUGUUGGUACAUCCGUCCGAGUGGAGCUUUUGUACGAGAGAACAUCUGGGAACUGGUGGAGCAAGUCGAUCCUUCUCAGCAUCUUGUGCUCCAACCACAUCCUCGGUUCACUGAACGAUUCGAGACCUCGAACAACACGGAGAGGAAGAUCAGUUUUAUCCACCAGUCAACAAUGAUCAAGUCGUGCUAUCGAGAUCCAUUUGAUGACGGGGACAGUGCCAGAGGCGACAGCUCUACCUCGGCUAGCACUGUGUCAGGUAGUAGACCGGAUGUCGUCAAUGCACCUUCACAAGCUGAUCGACGCUGGAAUCCAUACAAACAGCCUGCUGCCCGUCCAUCGCCGAAAGAAUCAGCAGGGCGGAACAAGUUCGAGCCCCUUCGAGACCGCCCAGGAAUGCCGGACGAGAUAUACACUUGGGUCAAUGCGCUCAAGUCCGUGGAUCGCUCCAACCACCCUCGAUACAAUCCUGGCCCGAGAGACUCGUACUACCUCUUGCCUGAGCCGGCUCUGCUUCUGUCUCCGGACAGGGAGGAGAGUCGACUGCAGCGCAUCUUUCACUUCAUGUUACUACGAGACGCACUUGAGCAUCGAUUCCACCAUGUGGAAGACGCCAAGGAUCUUCUGCUCUCGUCACAAGAGUGGAGAGAGGUGUUGGCCGGAAAAGUAGUCGAGACUGGCCGUCGUGAAACCAAAUCUCGUCAGAGAACAGCCGCCAUAGAAAAGGUCUUGGCGCCAGCGUUGGCAGCCUGUGGCAUUGACGGUCGCUCACUCCCGGUUCCAUUGGCGGAAGUCCCUCCCUGUUCCAAGUAUCGCAUGCGGGAGAUCAUCUGGCAGCUGGGACAAGCACAGUUCCGUUUUGAGCUCAUGGCCCUCGACCGCAGGGCCAGCGGAUUGUCUCGUGAAGCUCAGUGCAUGUCUUGUUUUCCAAGCGGGGCUUUGAUCGCCAUUGAGCUGAAGGAGAGCAAGAUGGGGAUGUGCUCGACCAUGCUUCGCGAUCGACUGCCCUAUCUGCGGUCGUUGUUGAACCUGAUGCACGAUUGGCGGGGUCUGGAUCAAAAAAACCUCGAGCGGUACAGGGGGGCCUACACACAGGACGAAUGUCCAUUUGGAAACAUCCAGUCGCUGGAGAAGUUUGUGUCCCGUAUCUAUUGCCAACAGUUCUACGAAUACUUUGGACGCGCUGCUGUUAUCCCGACUCGACUGGAACAUGAUAUUGCCACUAUGUAA
Molecule: messenger RNA, 2013 nt
Organism: Mycena citricolor
Lineage: Eukaryota; Fungi; Basidiomycota; Agaricomycetes; Agaricales; Mycenaceae
Source: the annotation of a GenBank genome assembly